UCUGUGUCUCUGCCGGGCCUCCCUUGGAGCUCCGCAUCUCCGCAAUCGUGAAGGUAAGUCCUACGUACCCACGGGAAAUGCAGGCCUUCCCAGGAUGGCAGAAUGAGGCGUGCCCAGCGGCUGAGUUUCUGUUUGGUUAUUUCCAAUUCAAUUACCAAUAAGUAGUUGGUCAUCUUAUUAAUUGGGCUUUUUGCAUCCACAUCAACCAUGGCCCCUGUCCAAAUUCCUACUCCUCUCCAAUGGUGCUGGAAAGCCUAAAGAAUUCAAAUUAGGAUCCAAACGGGACUGGUGCCGAGCGUGAAACCCAGGGCAAAGAUGUUCUACUAUCCCAACGUGCUUCAGCGCCACACAGGCUGCUUCUCCACUAUCUGGCUGGCAGCAACCCGAGGCAGCCGGUUGGUGAAGCGUGAAUACCUAAAAGUGAAUGUAGUUAAGACCUGCGAGGAAAUCCUCAAUUAUGUGCUGGUCCGAGCGCAACCUCCAGUGCCUGGGCUGCCCCGCCCCCGCUUCUCCCUCUAUCUCUCCGCCCAGCUGCAGAUCGGUGUGGUCAGGGUCUACUUUCAACAGUGCCAGUACCUUGUUGAGGACAUCCAGCAUAUCCUAGAGCACCUGCACCGGGCCCAGCUACAGAUUCGCAUUGAUAUGGAGGAGACUGACCUACCUAGCUUGCUUCUUCCUAACUGCCUGGCCAUGAUGGAGAUGCUGGAAGAUGCCCCAGAACCCUUUUUUGGGACGAUGUCUGUGGAUCCUAGACUUCCUAGUCCUUUUGAUAUUCCUCAGAUUCGACACCUUUUAGAGGCUGCAACCCCGGAGAAAGUCCAUAAGGAGCCACUUCCUCAAGAGCCAGGGAAGCCAGACAGGACCUUAGCCACAGUACAGUAUCCUGAGGUCAUCACGCUACAGGAAGCAGAGCCCAUUCGCAUGCUGCGCAUUGAGGGGGAGCAGGAUCUCCCGGAGAUCAGCCGAGGGGACUUGGACCUGUUGAUCGCAGAGGAAGAUGAUGCCAUAUUGUUAGAGGAACGUCAGAGAGGCAGGCUCCUCCGGCGCCGGAGAGCUUCCCCAGCACUGGAUGAAUCCAAGGAAGAACCCCGGGCCCUGGAAGGUGAUGGUAUGGUCCCCUCACUCUCGCCUCCAGCUCCUGCACAGGUUGAAGGGAUAAGAGAACCACUUCCAAGCCAGGUCUUCACCCCUGAAGUACUGAAGUUGACAGGCCUGGAGCCUGGGGCCCUACUCACUGAGGUGACUCCCCCUGAGGAGCUGCACUUGCCUGCCCCACCCAGUGCAGAGAAGAGGCCCCCAUCUCCUCGGAGCCCACCUGGCCGCCGACGCCGACGCCGUCGCCAGUUACUAUUCUGGGACAAAGAGACUCAGAUCUCCCGGGAGAAAUUUGAGCAACAACUGCAGACCAGGGCUCACUGCUGGGAGUAUCCGGUGAUCCAGCUUCCCAAGAGGAUGACCAGAAGCCCAGCAGAGCUCUUCCAAACUCCAACUCUCUCUGGCUGGUUAUCCCCAGAACUACUAGCUUUAUGGACCCGCUGUGCCCAGGUGCCUCCAAGAAUGCUCAGACAAAGACCACAGCCAGAGAUGGAAGAGGUGUCUGAGGAAAGAAGAAGGACUGAAGCUCUGAGUGAGAUUGAGGUUCUGAGGGAAGCCCAGGAGCCCAGUGGUCCCCUUAUGCUCUCUUCAGAGCUCUCCCUAGAAGCAGCUGAAGAGGAAAAGUCUCUCAUUAGCCUCAUCCCCCCAGAGGAACGGUGGGCCUGGAUGGAGGAAGGGCAGCCAGAGGCCCCUGCACUGCCCAUGCUGCCUGAACUCCCCGAAGUGCCCAUGGAGAUGCCCCCAGUGCCUGAACUCCUCUCUUCAGAGGCUGUGCUAAGGGCAAUAGCACUGGAGCUACAGGCCAAUAGAGAGACUGACUUUGACAGCCUGGUGCCCCCUCUCAGCCCCCGGAAGUUGGCUUCUCGGGUCUUCUAUUUGCUCUUGGUGCUGUCCACACAGAAGAUCCUUCUUGUGAAACAAGAGAAGCCAUAUGGGCGUCUCCUGAUUCACCCUGGACCCAAAUUCCACUGAGCAAGUUCAUUACACCAAAUCCUGUAUCACUGGAC
Messenger RNA from Psammomys obesus (fat sand rat), 2102 nucleotides. RefSeq names its product REC8 meiotic recombination protein (gene Rec8). Gene Ontology annotation, biological process: replication-born double-strand break repair via sister chromatid exchange; synaptonemal complex assembly; mitotic sister chromatid cohesion. Bases 316 to 2067 code for a protein of 583 amino acids. The record is from RefSeq and is a predicted model, not a curated record. Gene Ontology annotation, molecular function: protein binding; DNA N-glycosylase activity; DNA-(apurinic or apyrimidinic site) endonuclease activity. The transcript is spliced from 19 exons. Lineage: Eukaryota; Metazoa; Chordata; Mammalia; Rodentia; Muridae. Gene Ontology annotation, cellular component: cohesin complex; synaptonemal complex.